AUGGCUGAAGAGAAACCUCAAAAAGAAGGUGCAGAUACUCGGUUUGCAGGGAUCUAUAGUGAUCCUAAAUUUAAGAACACGAGGACUAAAGAUCAUAAAAUUAAGCUAGACUCUAGAUUCAGCAAGAAAGAUCUAGAAGUGCAGCACAAAUCCAAAGUUGACAAAUAUGGUAGAAAAAUAAAAAACACGCAGAAUAAUAAGGAAUUGGAAGAUUUUGAUAAAUAUUUCCAGAAGGAAGCUGAAAAUGAUGAAGAUACAGAGGCUAGUGUGAAAACAGUGGUUGACCGUGCUCGUGGUGAAAUUUCCGGUGAUUAUGUAAGCUCUUCAGAUGAGUUUACUUCUUCGGAUUCUGAAUCAUCUGAGCAGAGUGAAGUUGAAAGCGAAGUCGAAAGCGAAGUCGAAAUUGAAGACCCUAAACCAGAAUGUGGUGAUGUCUCUAAGACUUUAGCCGUUGUGAAUUUAGAUUGGGAUCAUGUUAAGUCUGAGGAUUUGAUGAUUACAUUUUCCAGUUUUGUUCCUAAGGGUGGUAAGCUUGAAAGAGUUGCUAUUUAUCCAAGUGAAUUUGGUAAAGAGAGGAUGCAACGUGAAGAAGUUGAGGGCCCUCCUAAGGAACUUUUCCAAAAAAAAAAUAAGAACAAGGUUUCUAGGAAGAAAAAAUCUGAUGAAUCUGAUUCUGAUAUAGACAUUGGUAUUAACGACCUAUAUGAAGAGGGUGAUGCCGAUAAGGAUGUAGAUUCAAGAGCUCUCCGUCAAUACCAGUUAGACAGGUUAAGAUACUAUUAUGCAAUAGUUUACUGUAGUGAUAUUACUACCUCCAAGGCUAUUUAUGAUAACUGUGAUGGUACUGAAUACGAAUCAACUGCUAAUAUGUUUGAUCUUAGAUAUGUUCCCGAUGGUAUGACCUUUGAUGAUGCUGUAAGAGAUGAGUGUACUCUACUACCUAAGAAUUAUAGACCACACCAGUUCAGUACUGAUGCCUUACAGCAUUCGAACGUCAAAUUGACUUGGGACGAAACGCCAGCUGAUAGACUCGAAGUUGCUAAGAGGGCUUUUACUCAAAAGGAAAUUGACGAUAUGGAUUUUAAGGCUUACUUGGCGUCUGAUAGUGAUGAAUCGGAUGAACAGAUCGAUGAAGACGCAAAGAAUAAAUUAAAGUCUCUUGUUGGUGGGAUUAACUUCAAUUCCAAGAAAGAAAAUGUCAAAGACAGUGAUGAGGAAGUUGACAUGGAAAUAACAUUUACCCCCGCUUUGGAAGGAGGAAAUGAGCAGCCAUCUGAAGAGCAAGAAGAGACAACGAUAGAAAAAAUAAGAAGAAAAGAAAAGGAACGUCGUAAGGCAAGAAAGCAAAAGGUAAAAGAAUUGAAGCAGCAGUCUGAAAAGGAUAAAAAGACCAAGUUGAAAUCUAUCAACAAAAAGUAUGCCGAAGGUGAAGAGGACAUCAAGAAUAAUGCGAAAGCAAAAGCUGAACUGGAACUCUUGAUGGAUGACGAUGAUGCUGAAGCACAAGGGACAAUAAACAACAAAGCACAUUUCAAUAUGAAUGAAAUUCUAAGGUCAGAGAAAGAAAAGAACAAGAAAAGUAGGUAUCAAAAUAAGGAGAGAAUCGUUGAAGAUAAUUUCACACCUGAUUUAAAUGAUCCUAGAUUCAAAGAAGUUUUCGAAGAUCACGAUUUUGCGAUAGAUCCAACUCAACCUGAAUAUAAAAGUACACAAGCUAUGAAUAAAAUUUUGAAAGAACGUGGUAAACGUGUUAAAGAUAAGAAAAGAAAGCACGAUGGUAGUGAAAACGAUAUAAUCAAAAAUGGAGAUUCUAAGGGAAAUAUUGGUAAUUUGGUGAAAAAGUUAAAAAAGAAGAGCAAAUCAUCCAAGAAGAUGGCGGUUUGA
Saccharomyces mikatae IFO 1815 is the source of this 1884-nucleotide messenger RNA. It is a transcript of the gene ESF1, whose product is annotated as pre-rRNA-processing protein ESF1. Gene Ontology annotation, molecular function: RNA binding. The record is from RefSeq and is a predicted model, not a curated record. Bases 1 to 1884 code for a protein of 627 amino acids. NCBI's taxonomy places the organism in Eukaryota, Fungi, Ascomycota, Saccharomycetes, Saccharomycetales, Saccharomycetaceae. The transcript has a single exon. Gene Ontology annotation, biological process: rRNA processing. Gene Ontology annotation, cellular component: nucleus.